Molecule: messenger RNA, 1159 nt
Organism: Neogale vison (American mink)
Lineage: Eukaryota; Metazoa; Chordata; Mammalia; Carnivora; Mustelidae
Gene: THAP3
Product: THAP domain containing 3
Exons: 5
Coding region: 39-839 (266 amino acids)
Source: RefSeq, a predicted model, not a curated record
CCAUCUUUGUUAGGGGCAGAGGGGCCUGGCGUCUGGAGAUGCCGAAGUCGUGCGCGGCCAGGCAGUGCUGCAACCGCUACAGCAGCCGCAGGAAGCAGCUCACCUUCCACCGGUUCCCGUUCAGCCGCCCGGAGCUGCUGAAGGAAUGGGUGCUGAACAUCGGCCGGGGCAACUUCAAGCCCAAGCAGCACACGGUCAUUUGCUCCGAGCACUUCCGACCCGAGUGCUUCAGCGCCUUUGGAAACCGCAAAAACCUGAAGCAGAAUGCCGUGCCCACGGUGUUCGCCUUUCAGGACGCCGCACAGCUGGUGAGGGAGAGCACGGACCCGGCAGGCGGGGCUGCAUAUGCAGACGGUCGCAAGGAGGAGGUCAUCCCUGAGGUGGGGCGGGCAGAGUGCGGCCUGGGGAGGAGGACGGACAGUGCCCUCGAAGCGCCGCCCCCGAAUGCUGGCGGUCCCACUGAGCAGGUCCUGCCGCCGAGACCGCCGCAGGGAACCCCGGUCCCCGCGCAGCCGUCCGAUCAUAGCUACGCCCUCUUGGACUUAGACGCCCUAAAAAACAAACUCUUCAUGACUCUGAGGGAGAACGAAAAGCUCCGAAAGCGCUUGCGGGCCCAGAGGCUGGCGAUCCAGAGGCUGUCGGGCCGCCUGCGGGCCCACAGGCCGGGACAGCUGGGAUCCCGGGCGGGGCUGCGGCUGGAGCCAGAGAUGAACCGCGCGGCCAGGCUUUCCCGUCCGAGCCUCGGGGCUCGGGCCAUGGACCCCGCUGUCCCGCCGCUGACACGUCAAGGGACCGUGAGGCGGGCCAGGCACACCCCCGCCACCUCGGGGGACGUGUAGCUGCAUCGGCUGGGACAGGACGGAUCCGGGAGCGUGUGGAACUGGGUCCUUCCGGAGGUGACUGGGGCAGAUGGCUUUUCUGGGAGAGCUGGGCGGGGGUCCUCAACCACAGCGUCAGGUGGCGACCUGGCCAGUGUGAGGUUGCAGCGCAUUUCCUUGAGGGGCAGCCGGGCCAGGGAAGGACAGGAGAACGGGUGACAGUGGCGCCCAGGCAGCAGGAGGGAUACACUGUCGCCUGGAUGGCGGGCUCGGAGCGGUGGAGCCCCCCAUCCCGGCCUGCUGUGACCGACAGACCGAAUAAAGUGUCUUCCUCCGCUGCA